AUGGGGACGGCACUGCUCCUGCUGCUGCUCCGGGAGCCAGGAGGAGGAGGUCGGGGGGCCGGGAGGAGGAGGUCGGGGUGCCGGGAAGAUUUGGGGAAAGGAAGCAGCAACGGGAUCACGCUGGAGGGGGCUGUGCCCUCGGAGCAGGACAGCCAGCCGAAGCCGGCCAAGAGGGCCCGCACCUCCUUCACCGCCGAGCAGCUGCAGGGAGUCAUGCAGGCACAGUUUGCUCAGGACAACAACCCCGACGCACAAACGCUUCAGAAGCUGGCGGACAUGACGGGGCUGAGUCGGAGAGUCAUUCAGGUUUGGUUUCAAAACUGCAGAGCCCGCCAUAAAAAACACACCCCGCAGCACACAGUGCCGCCCUCGGGAGCCCCCCCAUCCCGCAUCCCUUCUUCGCUCUCCGACGACAUUCACUACUCGCCCUUCAGCAGCCCGGAGCGGGCCCGGAUGGUGACGCUGCACGGAUACAUAGAAAGUCAGGUACAGUGUGGACAAGUGCACUGUAGACUUCCCUACAAUCUUCCCUACCCUGCUCCACCAGUGCUCCUCAAAGCAGACAUGGAAGGACCACUAUCUAAUAGGGGUGAGAAGGUCAUCCUCUUUCAGUACUGA
Molecule: messenger RNA, 618 nt
Organism: Fulmarus glacialis (Northern fulmar)
Lineage: Eukaryota; Metazoa; Chordata; Aves; Procellariiformes; Procellariidae
Product: LIM/homeobox protein Lhx6-like
Biological process (GO): neuron differentiation; regulation of transcription by RNA polymerase II; forebrain neuron development
Cellular component (GO): nucleus
Molecular function (GO): DNA-binding transcription factor activity, RNA polymerase II-specific; RNA polymerase II transcription regulatory region sequence-specific DNA binding
Source: RefSeq, a predicted model, not a curated record